AUGGCGUUAGAGAAGGGUCGCAAGUUUUCGACGGGCACUUCGGUGCACCGCAAGCGCCAGAUGAGCACCUUGGUCGAAACCGAGGGUCAUUAUGGCCCUGCUCUCACGACGCUCUACCUGGGUGUUGCAGCCGUCUUUUCCGAUGACCACACUGCAGUUGUAGCACUCGCCAUUCACGACACCGUCUACCUCGUGGACUUUUCGGUUAAGCACAUUGUCCUUGAUGACGCUAUGAAGAUGGGUGCCGAUCUUAUUGCCGACUACGUCAUCUCGGAGGUUGAGAAGUACGAACAUGAGAACUUCUCCAAGUUCAUCGGCGCCGGCCUGCCGAACCACGCUCAAGAGAAGUCAUUCUGGGAUGUCAAGCGCGUUGAUGAGCAGGCCGAUUCCAUGGCGCGGAAAUGUAUCAUGAACUUUGGGCCUUCCCUCGUCCCACUCCUCCAAGUCGGUUGGCGAGGUGUUGUCCAGACCGACGCUGGUUUCCGCGCCCACCUAACCACGGUCCAAAACCACAAGGAUACCUGCGGCAAUGCCACCUGGGAAACCAUGUUGACCUACGCCAAGAAACUCAGGGGCAACAAGACCAAGGUUGCGUUCUUCAGCUCGACCCCUCAGGGCGGCGGCGUUGCCCUCAUGCGGCAUGCAUUGGUCCGGUUUGCGCGUCUCAUGGGCGUUGAUUUGACUUGGUAUGUACCAAAGCCACGGCCUGGAGUGUUCCGGAUUACCAAGAACGUCCACAACAUUCUUCAAGGUGUUAGUCACCCGGACCAGCGCAUCUCAGCCGAGGAGAAGCAGGCCAUCAUCGACUGGAUUACGGAGAAUGCCACCCGGUACUGGUUCUCCGAGGGCGGCCCUCUGUGCUCACCCGAGGAUGGUGGCGCUGAUGUUGUUAUUAUUGAUGACCCCCAAAUGCCGGGUCUCAUCCCGCUGAUCAAGAAAGCCACUCCGGACCGACCGGUCCUCUACCGAUCCCACAUCCAGAUUCGGAGCGACCUUGUCGCCAAGACCGGUUCCCCCCAGGCCGACAUCUGGGACUUCCUCUGGAGCAACAUCCAAGGGUGUGACAUGUUCAUCAGCCACCCCAUCCCUAUCUUUGUUCCGCACAACGUCCCCCGCGAGAAGGUUGUCUACCUCCCCGCCACCACUGAUUGGCUUGAUGGUCUGAACAAGCAUUUGAACAAAUGGGAUUCCGGUUACUACGGCCACACUUACAAUAUCGCCUGCCAUUCUCAGCGCAUGACGGAGCUCAACUGGCCCGCUCGCAAGUACAUCAUCCAGGUUGCCCGCUUUGACCCCGCAAAGGGCAUUCCCACCGUGAUCGACUCGUACGCCGAGUUCCGCCGGCGAUGCGAGAAGGCCGGCGUGGUCGAUGUGCCCCAACUUGUUGUCUGCGGCAACGGUUCGGUCGACGAUCCCGACGCCAGCCUGAUUUAUGAUCAGACCAUGAGCCAGCUCGAGACCUACUACCCCGAUCUGGUCAAGGACGUGAGCGUCAUGCGGCUUGACCCCAAUGAUCAACUCAUCAACACCAUGCUAGCCAACGCACACGUGGUACUCCAGCUCUCCACCCGCGAGGGUUUCGAGGUCAAGGUGUCGGAGGCCCUGCACGCGGGCCGCCCCGUCAUCGUCACGGCAACCGGCGGAAUUCCGCUGCAGGUCAAGGACAAGGUCAACGGCUACCUCGUCACCCCCGGCGACUGGAAGGCCGUGGCCGGCCACCUGAUGGAUCUGUUUACCGACGACGAGCUUUGGAAGAAGAUGAGCCACGCCGCUGCCACGGGCGUCUCGGACGAGGUCGGCACUGUCGGGAACGCCCUUGGCUGGUUCUACCUGGCGGCCAAGUGGCACGAAGUCGGUGUUGAGAAGCACGGCAAGGGCGGCCUCAAGGGCAGCGAGAAGUGGGUGAACGACAUGGCCCGUGAGGAGGCCGGCUUCCCGUAUGCCGACGGCGAGAACCGCCUGCCGAGACACUUUACAGAGGUCAAGGAUGUCCCCGUGCACCUCAAGCCUGCUGCUUGA
Messenger RNA from Chaetomium globosum CBS 148.51, 2019 nucleotides. RefSeq lists its product as uncharacterized. The coding region runs from base 1 to 2019 and encodes 672 amino acids. Gene Ontology annotation, molecular function: glycosyltransferase activity. The record is from RefSeq and is a predicted model, not a curated record. Lineage: Eukaryota; Fungi; Ascomycota; Sordariomycetes; Sordariales; Chaetomiaceae. The transcript has 7 exons.